Linum trigynum is the source of this 207-nucleotide messenger RNA. Lineage: Eukaryota; Viridiplantae; Streptophyta; Magnoliopsida; Malpighiales; Linaceae. The record is from the annotation of a GenBank genome assembly.
AUGCAUUGGCUCAGCAGUGACUCAGAGGAAGAUGGAGGAGAGGAUGAAGCCAGAGAAGCUCUUGAAGAAGAAGGAAUCAUGGCCCCUAUUUUCUUACCAUCUUUUGCUGCUGCUCUUCAAGAAUUGUAUGGUUCUGAUUCUGAAUCAGACUCACCUGUUGCUCGUAAGACAGAUGUUGUGUCAUCUAGUGACAGCUCUGAUCCUUGA